Molecule: messenger RNA, 1062 nt
Organism: Cordyceps militaris CM01
Lineage: Eukaryota; Fungi; Ascomycota; Sordariomycetes; Hypocreales; Cordycipitaceae
Product: PWI domain mRNA processing protein, putative
Exons: 5
Coding region: 1-1062 (353 amino acids)
Biological process (GO): mRNA processing; regulation of mRNA splicing, via spliceosome
Cellular component (GO): spliceosomal complex
Molecular function (GO): RNA binding
Source: RefSeq, a predicted model, not a curated record
AUGGCGUCGAGAACUGAUGCGCGGCUGUUGAAGGCAACUAAAUUCCCACCGGAGUUUAACAAGAAGGUGGAUAUGCAAAAAGUGAACCUAGGCGUCAUGAAGAAAUGGAUUGCCAGCCGCAUUUCCGAGAUUCUUGGCAACGAGGAUGAUGUUGUCAUCGAAAUGUGCUUCAACCUGGUCGACGGACCUAGAAACCCCGAUAUCAAAGCCCUCCAGAUCCAACUUACCGGGUUCCUCGAUAAAGACACGGCGUCAUUCUGCAAAGAAUUAUGGAAGCUAUUCCUCAGCGCCCAAGACAGCCCACAAGGCGUCCCGAAAGAGCUGCUAGAGGCAAAGAAGCUCGAGCUCAUGCAAGAAAAGGUGGAAAGCGCCGAGACGAACCCGAGCGACGCGACCGCAACAUACUGCCUUCCAACGAUCGGGACAGAAGAGACGGACCGAGAGAUCGGGCGGAUAAUCGACCGGGACGCUGGGGUGACCGUGGCGUCGACAAUCGCGGAGCCAACCAUCGCGGAGCCGACAGUCGCCCAGUCGAAAGUCGUGGAGGCCCUAGACCUGCGCAGAGAUCGCGUUCUCCUGAGGCGCGGGGAAACCGCGGACAACGGAGCUCAUACAACGGCGACAGCUAUGUACCACGAGGACGGGAUGGACCACAGCGUGGACGAGAUGGACCACAGCGUGGAAGAGAUGGACCACAGCGUGGUCGAGAUGGACCACAGCGGGGACGAGACCGCCGAUCGCAGCGCUCCCCAUCCGCUUCGUCUUCUAGAUCUAGCUCUUCGUCGCGCAGCCGCUCGCGCUCUCCACCCCGACGCCGAGACUCGACCCGACGCCGAGACUCACCCCGACGUGGUACUACGCUACGAAAGCGAUCAAGGUCUCGAUCCCGCUCACCCCAACGCGACACGGAUCGUUCUCGCCGACUUGGAGACGGAAGCAAAUCACCUGCUGCCAAAAGGGCGCGGCAGGACCCAAGAAGCAGGUCCCGGACCGCAGCGGCAGCCGGAGCCGGAGCCGGAGCCGGAGCCGAAGUCGAAGCCGGACCAGGGCGCGGAAGAGUAG